CCUCGUAUAUUAUUAACUUCUUUUCUUCUCCUACUUUCGUGUCAUCAUCUCUCUCUUUCUCUCUCUACAUAGAGUACUUCACUUCUUCACUUGAUCAUCAACACAAUUAUUUUUUCAUCAACUCAUUAUUUUUUUUAAGAGAAGGGUCUAGAAUUUGUGUUUUGAUCAUGCUGAGGGGUUCUCUUAUACUUCUCACAAGUGUUUGACUCCAUUGAAAACUUUUAAGAAUUGUUGUUACUUUUACAAUGGGUGGAGUUUGUUCCAGGAAGAGGGGUAACCAGGUCAAUGAAGACGGUGUACGUCUAGCGAUCAAUAGGAGAUACAGUAAAAAUGGGAGUUCUAAAUGGUUAUUGGGAACCCCCUUUUUAAGAACGAACUCUGGCUGUCAGCUUGAGGGCGUUAAUUGCCCUUCUUUGAUUGAAUUAUGCGUGCAUAAAACGCGUCAGGAUAUUGACAAAUAUUGGUCAUUUUCCAUGCUGCCAAGAGAUCUAAGCCAGCAAAUCUUCAAUGAAUUAGUCCAUUCACAUUGCUUAAAUGAUAUUACACUUGAAACUUUUCGCGACUGUGAUCUGCAGGAUAUUUGUUUGGGAGAUUAUCCUGGAGUCGAGGACAAUUGGAUUCAUGUUAUAUCUUCUCAAGGCUCUUCUUUACUAUCUGUUGAUCUUUCUGGUUCGGCUGUGACUGAUAAUGGGUUGUCUCUCUUGAAAAAUUGCUCCAAUCUUGAAGUUUUGACUUUCAAUUACUGUCAUUAUAUCACAGAAAAGGGUCUAAAACAUAUCAGUGGGUUUUCAAACCUCUCUUCAUUGAGUUUUAAGAGGAGUUCUGCGGUAACCGAUGAAGGAAUGCGUGCUUUUUCCAGCCUAGUCAAUUUGCAGGAAUUGGAUCUUGAAAGAUGUCCAGGAAUUCAUGGUGGCUUUGUUCAUCUCAAAGGUCUCGAGAAGCUCAAGACUCUUAACAUUAGGUAUUGCAAAUGCAUUAAAGACUCAGAUAUGGAGGCCAUUUCAGAAUUUACCAACUUGAGGGAGCUACAAGUCUCGUGCAGCGAAAUUACUGAUGCUGGAGUUUCUUAUUUGAAAGGUUUGCAAAAUCUUGUUUUGUUGAAUCUGGAAGGUUGCCUGCUCCUCAGCACUGGAUGUUUGGAUUCUAUUUCAGCUCUUGUGGCUCUGUCAUUCUUGAAUCUUAGUAGAUGUGGCUUCUCUGAUCAUGGGUGUGAUAAGCUCUCUGAACUCAAGAAUUUGAAAGUGCUCAAUCUGGCGUUCAACAACAUAACAGAUGCAUGCUUAGUUCAUCUUAAAGGUUUAUCAAAUUUGGAAACCUUAAACCUCGACUCCUGUAGGAUUCGUGAUGAUGGACUUGCUAACCUCGCAGGACUUUUGCUACUAAAAAAUUUGGAGUUAUCAGAUACCGAAGUUGGAAGCAGUGGACUACGAUAUCUAACAGGGUUGUUGAACCUUAAGAGCAUUAAUUUGUCGUUCACCUUGGUUACGGAUGCUGGUCUGAAGAAGUUGUCUGGGUUAAGUUCUCUUAAGUCACUAAAUCUUGAUGCUCGCCAAAUUACAGAUGUUGGUUUAGCUGCUCUGACAAGUCUUACUGGCUUGACUCAUUUAGAUCUUUUUGGGGCUCGAAUUACAGACGUAGGAACAAAAUGUUUGCCUUGCUUCAAGAACCUCCAGUCACUUGAAAUAUGCAGUGGAGGCUUGACCGACAAUGGUGUGAAGAACAUCAAAGAUUUAACUUCACUUACAUUGCUCAAUCUCUCUCAAAACGAAAGUCUCACUGACAGGACCUUGGACUUGAUUUCUGGAUUGACGGCAUUGGUAUCUUUGAAUGUUUCAAAUUGUCGCAUAACCAAUGACGGGCUGAAACACUUGAAGCCUUUGAAGAAUUUGCAUUCAUUGACAUUGGAGUCGUGCAAGGUAACCGCAUUGGAGAUAAGGAAGCUCCAAUCCACCGCCCUUCCUAAUUUGGUCAGCUUCCGUCCUGAAUAAGAUCACAGCUGCAACUGUGAAUAACUCAUUUUGCCGUAUUUGGCGUUGUAAAUAUGAUGACGAGGAGAAAUAAACGCACUUUUGAAUUAAGAUUUUAGAUUUAUGAAAUGAAUGGUUUGUGAUUUUGAGAAGCAACUUUGAUGGAUCCUUGUACAUAUAUAUUUAGUUUGAUUUUCCGUAUA
This is a messenger RNA of Amaranthus tricolor (Joseph's coat), 2170 nucleotides long. RefSeq lists its product as uncharacterized. Gene Ontology annotation, cellular component: SCF ubiquitin ligase complex. The record is from RefSeq and is a predicted model, not a curated record. Lineage: Eukaryota; Viridiplantae; Streptophyta; Magnoliopsida; Caryophyllales; Amaranthaceae. Gene Ontology annotation, biological process: SCF-dependent proteasomal ubiquitin-dependent protein catabolic process. The transcript is spliced from 16 exons. Bases 246 to 1988 code for a protein of 580 amino acids. Gene Ontology annotation, molecular function: protein binding.